AUGUUCAUCGGUCUAGCUCAGCACCUAUUACCCAACUUGCGAGAAAUCGCAAUUGUGGAAGAUGCAAAACACGAACGUAAUCGGCAAUUCAGUCAUUCCGUUUUCUUCGAUCUUCCAGAGCUGGAGAGCGUCUUUGUCUACAACUUUGAGGCUCUAGAAGGGGAUCGGGAUCUACAUUUCCGCCAGCUCGAGAUGAACAAUCUCAUUUACAUGAAUCAUGUCAUGACGUCGAUUCGAUCGAGGCUCGAUGAAACUAGCAGUCGUUACUGCCCAGACAUCACCAUUCCCCAUUUGGAGGUUUCAGAUGCGUACUUGGAUUCAUUCUCUUUAGUGGACUUAAUCUACGCCUUUCCGGCGCUGCGUACCUUUGCAUUCGACUUUCGCAAAAGUGCAAUACCGGAACAUCCCCGCUUUUUCAACGCCUUGAUAUCAGUGCUUUCUACUCGUGCUGAAACUCUGACUGCUUUGUCCAUUGGAGGCCAUCCCGAUGAUUGCCACGAAACCGCCACUCCAAUCGAUUUCAGUUCUCUAGGCAAUUUGAAUCAUCUGCGGAUCUCGAUCUCUGUGUUCCUUGGAAGCAAAUCAGGUGCUCAAUCCUUGACCGAUGAUCGCAUGCGCGAGAGAUUUCCUGCCAGUCUCCAAAAGCUUGUUUUGUUGGUAUACAAGAGCGAGGAGCAUCAUAUCCUCCCACCACUGCAGCACUACAUCGAUGCAGAACCUCCGAUCAUACCAAACCUGAAAGAACUUGAGGUCUGCUGCCACGCACCCGAAGCGAUGCAUGGGUGGCUACAAGGUGCAGCCGAGCGACACGGUAUCAAUCUGCGUAUUUUCCGCAAGCUGAAGACCAGUCAAGAAGACCUGUCCAUCGUACCGUUCGUCAAUACGGUGAAAGGCACCAAGCAAGAAAUAUCGCAGGUUAAGAUUACAAUAACCCCGCCUGUUUCGAAUCUGCUUCUUGAGGAGCUGAUGCCUCUCGAAGAGUAUAUGCCUGACACUGAGAUCGUUGUGCCGAUAUUCGAAGAAGCGAGCAUGCACGCAGCAUAG
Messenger RNA from Paraphaeosphaeria sporulosa, 1044 nucleotides. RefSeq lists its product as uncharacterized. NCBI's taxonomy places the organism in Eukaryota, Fungi, Ascomycota, Dothideomycetes, Pleosporales, Didymosphaeriaceae. The transcript has 2 exons. The record is from RefSeq and is a predicted model, not a curated record. Bases 1 to 1044 code for a protein of 347 amino acids.